AUGAGCAGGCGCUGGAGCCGCACGAUCUACGUCGGGAACCUCCCCGGCGACAUCCGGGAGAGGGAGGUGGAGGAUCUGUUCUACAAGUAUGGUAGAAUUGUUGACAUCGACCUGAAGGUCCCCCCAAGGCCACCUGGUUAUGCUUUUGUUGAGUUUGAAGAUCCUCGUGAUGCUGAGGAUGCAAUUGCUGGGCGGGAUGGAUACAACUUUGAUGGACACCGUCUAAGAGUGGAGGCUGCUCAUGGUGGUAGAGGUAAUACUUCCUCUCAUGACCGUUCAAGUGGCUUUGGUGGCGGUGGUGGAGCACGUCGUGGUGUGUCGAGACACUCAGACUAUCGUGUUCUUGUCACUGGACUGCCUUCUUCUGCAUCAUGGCAGGAUUUAAAGGAUCAUAUGCGGAAGGCUGGUGAUGUUUGUUUCUCUGAAGUGUAUCGCGAAGGCGGUGGCACCAUAGGAAUUGUGGACUACACAAAUUCUGAUGAUAUGAAAUAUGCUAUAAAGAAGCUGGAUGAUACUGAAUUCAGGAACGCCUUUGGGCGAGCCUAUAUAAGGGUGAAGGAAUAUGAUGGCAAACGUGAUCGCUCCUACUCACGUAGCCGAAGCCCAAGUCGUAGCUACAGCAAAAGCAGGAGCCCGAGCAAAUCACCCAGGACUCGCCGUUCAGCAUCUAGAUCCCGGUCGAGGUCUGUUUCUUCCCGUUCAAGGUCUGCAUCAAAAGGACGUUCUCCGUCUAGAUCACCAGCAAGAUCCAAAUCUCCAAAUGCUUCUCCCGCAAAUGGUGAAGCAGUAAGCCCCAAGAAGCAGAGUCCAAGCAGGAGCCCAUCCGGCUCACGUUCUCCUGAUGCGAAACCUGAAUAA
Molecule: messenger RNA, 858 nt
Organism: Miscanthus lutarioriparius
Lineage: Eukaryota; Viridiplantae; Streptophyta; Magnoliopsida; Poales; Poaceae
Source: the annotation of a GenBank genome assembly